AUGGCAUCCUCAUCUACAGGUAUGUAUGUAUCUGUAGAUUUUCAUUACAAUGGAUUCUUUUCGCCAAACCCAUUGGUGUACUUAGACCCCGUAAAAACAAAUGUACGUGAUGUGGAUUUUGGGGGAUUUACGUAUAAAGAGUUUCUUUUGUGGCUUACGAAAUUAACAAAUGGAGAAUGUGAUAAUGUCUACUACUGUAUGAGAAAGGAAAGCUUGUGUGAGGGUAUUAGAAGAAUCGACAGUGAUGCUGAUUAUUGGGAGUUUGUGGAGACUGUUUAUAGUCUGGAGAGUGAUAGUCUUGAGAGUGAGUUAGAUGUGUACAUUGACCACCGAAAUGAACCAAUUCUUGAUUGGGCUGAUAACGAGUUCUUAGAAGAUGGUAAAGGGUAUGAGUUGGAUGAGUUGGAUGAAGAGGAUGACAAGGAUUCUGAAGUUUCAAUGAAAAUGGAAUAUGAACAUGAAUGGGAUGAUGAAGAUGAACAUACUUUUGAUAAAACUGUUAGAGACCCAUUCUUGGACAAACUUUCAGGGCAUAUUAGUGAUGAUGAUGAAGAGGAAGCAAACAAUGGGAAACUUAAGGAUGUUGUGUUCCCUGUCCAUAAUGAGAAUCAAGAAUGGGAGCAAAUGGUGCCAGUUUUGGGUAUGAAGUUUUCUAAUCCAUUGGAAUUGAAGUUGUGUAUCACCAACUAUGCAGUCAAAAAUGGAUAUGAUUUAUGUAUGAGAAAAGUGAUCAUGAAAGGUAGAGAUGCAAAUAACCAUAUAUAUCCCAUUGCUUGGGCUGUUGUAUCAGUGGAAAGUAAAGAAACAUGGAAGUGGUUUAUUAACCUUCUAAUUGAGGACCUUGGAAUGGGAGUUGGGCAUGGACUAACCUUGAUAUCAGACCAACACAAAGGAUUACUUGAGGCUGUGAAGGAAAGGGUCCCAGCAGCAGAGCAUAGGCAAUGUGCUAGGCACAUAUGUGCUAACAUCCUGAAAAGGUUUAAGGGCCAAGUGUUUAGAAAGCUUUUCUGGUAUGCUGCUGCAGCUACUACCCCUGCAAAAUUUGAACAACACAUGAAUGAAAUCAAGAAAUUAGAGCCACUAGCUUAUGACCAUUUGAUGGAAAGGGACCCUAAAACUUGGAGUAAAGCAUUUUUUCAGACUGAUAGGGCUUAUGAUGCAUAUGAAAAUGGUAUCUCUGAGAGUUUCAACUCUGUGAUUGAAGUUGCUAGGAAGAGACCACUAAUCACCAUGUUAGAAGAAAUUCGAAUUUAUGUGAUGGAGAGGCUUUAUAGAUAG
Lactuca saligna is the source of this 1278-nucleotide messenger RNA. The record is from the annotation of a GenBank genome assembly. NCBI's taxonomy places the organism in Eukaryota, Viridiplantae, Streptophyta, Magnoliopsida, Asterales, Asteraceae.